This is a messenger RNA of Diplodia corticola, 1644 nucleotides long. Its product is annotated as threonyl-trna synthetase. Gene Ontology annotation, biological process: threonyl-tRNA aminoacylation. Gene Ontology annotation, cellular component: cytoplasm. The coding region runs from base 1 to 1644 and encodes 547 amino acids. Lineage: Eukaryota; Fungi; Ascomycota; Dothideomycetes; Botryosphaeriales; Botryosphaeriaceae. Gene Ontology annotation, molecular function: threonine-tRNA ligase activity; ATP binding. The transcript has a single exon. The record is from RefSeq and is a predicted model, not a curated record.
AUGAUCGCACGACGCCCGCCGCGCUGCCACUCGCUCAUCGCUCGCUACGCCAGGGCCGCCCGUCCGCAAUUGACCCCCCGCCCUGCACCAUGGACUCGUGCGUGCUCCUGCUCAGCUCCACGGCCCUCGCCGCCCGCGCAGACAUUAAACCCGACGACCGAUGAUCCGCCAAAGCCGCCAGCCGACCACCGUGAGCUGGGCGCCCAACAAGACCUCUUCACCACUUCGCUAUACUCGCCCGGCUCGCCUCUCUUCCUUCCCAAUGGCGCCGACAUGUUCAACAAGCUUGCCAAUUUCCUGCGCACCCAGUAUCCGCUCUUCGGCUUCCGUGAGGUCAUCACCCCAACUAUAUACAAGAAGUCGCUGUGGCAGAAAUCCGGCCACUGGGAGAACUAUGCCGAUGACAUGUUCUCUGUGCAAGGCCGCGGCGCAACCGGUCAGAAGGAAGCCGCCGAGGCCGGCGAGGACGAGGAAUUCGGCCUGAAGCCCAUGAACUGCCCGGGCCACUGCCUGCUGUUCGCCAGCGAGAAGCGUAGCUACCGCGAUCUGCCUAUCCGCUACGCUGACUUCAGCGCCCUGCACCGCAACGAGGGCUCUGGCUCCUUGAGCGGGCUCACGCGGGUACGCCGCUUCCACCAGGACGACGGCCACAUCUUCUGCCGGCCGUCGCAGAUCCAAGGCGAGAUCAAGCGCACCUUGGAUUUCGUGGGCAUGGUCUACAACACCUUUGGGCUCGGCCCGUACAAGCUGGUGCUCUCGACGAGGCCGGAGGACCACUACAUCGGCAACGUCGAGGAGUGGGACCGCGCCGAGAGCCAGCUGAAGGCGGCGCUGGACGACAGCGGACGGGAGUGGGCCACCAAUCCGGGUGACGGUGCCUUCUACGGGCCCAAGAUCGACAUCAUCCUGCGCGAUAGCGACGGCAAGGAGCACCAGACGGCCACCAUCCAGCUGGACUUCCAGCUACCGCAGCGCUUCAACCUGUCCUACAACGCACCCGCGCCGGAGCUCGAACGCACCGGUUCGGUGUCCGCCGACACGGCACCCGAGCUGCUCUCCCGGACGGGCCCCGUCACGCCCGUCAUCAUCCACCGCGCCAUCCUCGGCUCGCUCGAGCGCUUCCUCGCCCUCCUGAUCGAGCACUACGAAGGCAAAUAUCCGUUCUGGCUCGCGCCGCGGCCCGCCAUCAUCCUCAGUCUGUCGCAGGACCCGGCGUUGCUUGCCAACGUGCAGCAGCUGGCGCGAGAACUCGCCCGCCCCCAGCAGGAGCAGGGGCAGGGGCAGGGACAGCAACGAGACGAGCGGACGGAUGCGAUGCUGCCGGCACCGCUGGGCCGCCCCCCGGUCCAGGUCGACGUCGACACGAGCCCGCGUGGGCUCGGCAAGAAGCUGCGCGAGGCGCGCGAGCGCGGUUACAACCACAUCCUCGUCGUCGGCCCCCAGGAGAUGGAGGAGGGCAAGGUGCAGAUGCAGGUGUGGAACCAACCGAACCUUGGCGCGGCGGAGAAGGUGUUGCGUAUGGCCAUAGACCCCCCCGUCGAGGAGGGGGGUGAUUUCCCCUCUUUGUCCAAGGGGAAAGGUGUAGCGCUUGAGACACGACACGUGAGGAAAUACUUUGAGGGAAUGAUGGAUAGCUACUUGUAA